AAAGAUGGUGUCGAUGGUGGAGCGAGCGGUGUGGUGGUGAGGAGGAGGAGGAGGACAGUCUCCCCGCGGACCGAGGCACCGACCGACCGACUGACCGACCGACAUGGGCAACGAGAACAGCCUGGAGAGCGGGGAGCCGGGCUCGGCUCCUGUGUCGGCGCCGGGGGGGCUCGGCCCCGCACACCCUCAGCCGCCGGCAGGUCAGCCUCUCAAAGCCGUGGCCCCCAACGGAGCGGCCGGAGCGGGUGGAAGAGCAACAGCAGCGGGAGCAGCGAGCAGUGCAAGACUGCAUCAGAGCGAUCAUUUGAUAGGACAAAAGGCAGCAUCUCAUGUGGGCCAACCUGGUGCAAAGAAUGUGGCCCUCCAACAGACUGCUCCCAGUAACGAAAGUGCAAGACGAAUACAGAACCAAGGUAGCUCCGCACAGCAGAACUUGCCAUCUCUGCAGCAACAGGGACAGAGAACUCUUCAAGUGGACACGAAUACAGGAAGAACAGGGAGAUCCCCUUCCGUAUCCCCAGACAGAAUCAGCGCUCCAACAUCCCCUUAUUCAGUACCACAGAUAGCUCCGCUGCCCAGCAGUACUUUAUGUCCGAUUUGUGCAACCACAGAACUCAACCGUUCUCCAAAGCAGCCAAAUUUCAACACUUGUACUCAGUGUCAAUCAGUCGUGUGCAAACAGUGUGGAUUUAACCCUAACCCUCACAUCACAGAGGUAGAAGAAUGGUUGUGCUUAAACUGUCAGAUGCAGAGAGCCCUGGGAAUGGACAUGACAACUGCAACACGAUCCAAAAGCCAGCAGCAGCUACACUCACCAUCACCAUCACGUUUGCCCCACUCAACGUCACUUCAGCCCCAGUCACUAAGAUCUCAGACCCACUCACCAUCACCUCAGCCCCACUCACCAUCACCUCAGCCCCACUCACCAUCACCUCACCCCCACUCACUAUCAUCUCAGCCCCACUCACUAUCAUCUCAGCCCCACUCACUAUCAUCUCAGCCCCACUCACCAUCACCUCAGCCCCACUCACCAUUACCUCAGCCCCACUCACCAUUACCUCAGCCCCACUCACCAUUACCUCAGCCCCACUCACCAUCACCUCAGCCCCACUCACCAUCACUUCACCGCCACCCAUCACCUCACCCCCACUUACUAUCAUCUCAGCCCCACUCACCAUCACCUCAGCCCCACUCGCCAUCACCUCAGCCCCACUCGCCAUCACCUCAGCCCCACUCGCCAUCACCUCAGCCCCAUUCGCCAUCACCUCAGCCCCACACACUACCAUCUCAGCCUCACUCACCAUCACGUCAGCCCCAAUCAGAAUCCCAAGUCAAACCACGGACACAGCCUCCAGCAGACCGUGUGCCCCCACAAAGCAGAACCACGCCAGUAAAAAGGGAGCUUCCUAAAGUGCCAUCUGGUGCACAGCAAGCUAAACCUGAGACCAAGAUGCAGCCCAGUCUGCAGCAGCAACCGAGGCCAACCACUAACCAGACCCAACCAAAGCCUAGUGCCCAGGCAGAGACAACUAGGCCUUUGGGUCAGAGCCAGCAAACCAGGCCUUCUCCUGUAGAACAAAGGAGAUCAGUAGAGAGUUCACCUGCAAGAACUCAAGUAGGAUCCUCCAGUGCAUCUCAAGAGCAGCAGUCGCAGGAUGGCAUUACUGGCAAACUCUUUGGGUUUGGAACUUCCCUUUUCAGCCAGGCCAGCAGCCUUAUUUCCACUCAGCCAGAACAAACACCACAAAAUCAACAAUCGCCUGCUAAAGGGACUUCAGUUAAACAGGCUCCAAAGGUUGUUUUCAGUGACCAAAGCACAGGUUUGGGCUCAAAAGUGCCAGGUCAGCCUGCUGGAGCACACUUUGAAACCAGUGGUGCCCGCACCUCUAAACAAGGGAAACCCGAACCAGUCAUUCAGCAGAAGGAUCCCCCCAAACCCAAGGUCUUGUGCCCUCUUUGCAAAACUGAACUGAAUGUGGGAUCAAGCCAGCCUCCCAACUUUAACAACUGCACUGAAUGCAAAACCCAAGUGUGCAAUCUGUGUGGAUUCAACCCAGCUCCACAUCUGGUAGAGAAAAAAGAAUGGCUUUGUUUGAAUUGUCAAACCCAGCGACUGCUAUCUGGCAGUUUAGGAGAUGCACCGAUUCCUGUCCCAUCAUUGGCAUCGAAACAGCAGCCAACAAUGUCACCCCAUCACCAACCGAUGGGGACCAGUCAACAGCAAAGGAAAGACAUGGGUCAGCAACAGCAACAGCAAGGCAGCCCCAGCAUCCAGCAGAAAAGGGCCACUUCAGCAUCAGGUCAACAACUGGCCCACCAGAAGGAUCAACCCAUUCCCCAAAGCAGGCAGUCCACACCAACCAAACAUCAAGGUCCUUCUGCUGAGGAUAAGUCACGUCUUCAGCAAGUACAGACGGUUCCUGAACGAAUUGAGACCAAACUGUUGACCCAGGCUGCGUCCCCAAACAGGGCACCGUCAGAAAGGGAGAAGCCGAAACCUCUACUCCAGAGCGUCACUGGGCCCGUAACGUCCAAAGGCGUCAGCACAGACAAAAAGGUGGAUUCCUCCCCCAAAGAGAUCUCUCAGUUAUCCGAUCUGCAGAAAACAAAAGUGCUGGAGGAAUUGAACAAACCCUAUCCCCAGGAUUCAUCCCGUAGUCCACAGAGUUUAAGUGACACAGGCUACUCAUCCGACGGCAUAUCUAGCUCACAGAGUGAGAUCACAACUUUACUGCAUCAAGAGGGGCAGAAGCUCAAUGAGUCCGGCUUGCAGGCACACAGUCCCCCGAGCAUCUCAGAACUUACCAAGCUGGAAAGUACUGUACGGCCACUGCUUGAAUCCCAAACUCGUCAAGGUCAGGCUAAGGGAGGACGGUCUUUUGAGGAUCAAAGUGAAGAACAGCGACAUCGCCCACGCUCGCUUUCGAUCACACCAGAGUCUUACAGUUCAGACGAAGAGCUUGAAGAUAUACAGGAGGAGGAUGAAGAUUCUUUUGAUUGGGAAAAUCGAAGAGAGAGCCUGGAAUCACUGGACGAAUUUGGUAGAAAAUUGCAACAUGAGUAUGUUGAAGAGGGCAGGAAGAGUGCAAUAACUGCUCUUCAGAGUAAGGAGCCAAAAGUAGAGCAAGAACUAACCGAUGAAGAGUUUAUGCGAAGGCAAAUCUUGGAAAUGAGUGCCGAUGAGGAUAAUGCUUCUUUGGAAGAUGAGGACUUUCACAGUCAAACUAAACGCCUCACAAAGAAGAGUCAGAAACACGACUCGUCCAGUAAACAAAGUCCUUCCAAACGACAACUGCCUCAGAUCCCAAGCAGCAAUUAUGAAGGUGCUACAACAACAGAAAGUUACGCACAAGAAGAAAGCCAGUCGUGGCACGAUGAUAGCUAUGGCGAAUCCAAAAGUGGCGUAGAAGUCGACACGAUGGGGGGAACAGCUGGGUUACGGCGUUUCAAAACCAUAGAUUUGAACAACACAAAUACUUACACGAGUAGAGAUGAGGAACUCAGCAACGAACCGGAUCUUAGUCUUGAUCGUGAACCUGAACUUGAGAUGGAGAGUUUGACUGGAUCACCAGACGAAAGAUCAAAGGGUGAAUACUCGUCGACGUUGCCAGCUUCCACGACAAGUUUUUCAUCGGGUGCCUCGCCUACUUCUGUCUCGUCGUUGGAAGAAGACAGCGAUAGCAGUCCAAGCCGCAGGCAUAGACUGGAAGAGGUUAAGCAACAGAGGAAAGCUCGGCAUCGUUCACACGGCCCUCUGUUGCCGACUAUCGAAGAUUCGUCUGAGGAAGAAGAGCUGCGGGAGGAAGAAGAACUGCUUCGAGAGCAGGAAAAGAUGCGAGAGGUUGAGCAGCAGCGCAUUCGAAGCACAGCUCGAAAAGCGAAGAGAGACAAAGAGGAGUUAAGGGCACAGAGGAGGCGUGAAAGGUCCAAGACACCUCCAAGUAACCUUUCCCCCAUUGAGGACGCUUCUCCCACCGAGGAACUCCGACAGGCUGCAGAAAUGGAAGAACUGCAUCGAUCUUCCUGCUCGGAGUACUCACCCACCAUGGACUCCGAAGCUGAAGGUUUCGAGAUAGCAACCUGCAGAUUGUACAAAUCGGGCAGCGAGUACAACCUCCCGUCGUUCAUGUCCUUAUACUCGCCGACCGAAAAAUCAACCAGCGCCACAACAAAUUCUUCAGGGAAUCAAAAGCCAUUGAAAAGUGCAGAGGAGGCGUAUGAGGAGAUGAUGAGGAAAGCUGAGAUGCUUAAGACGCAGAAACCGCAGUCCGCACAGAGCAUCAUUCCCCUCAGCGCUGCUUAUAAGCCGGAUGAUGGCAUUGAGAGUCAUUACAAAUACCAAACAACAGCAGACGAGUACAGCUACUCGAGUAAUGACAUAGAAUUAUCACAGACGAACGUACCGAGUGAGUUCCAGGAAUCGGAAGCGUACCAGCAGAACAAUCUGAUGACUUCCGUGCAACCCCCUAAAAUGUCCUAUUCGCCUUCCCUUGACCUCCGACUGCAGCAACAGAACAUCCAAUUGCAAACUCUUGAGCGAUCCUUUCAGGUGAAGAAGCUUCUGGAUGCGGAGAGUGCUUACUCUGACCCGGCAAAGCAAACCGACGCCCUUCUGACCCCUGGAACAAGCCCCACACAGUUGUCUGCCCCCGUUUCAUUCGUUUCAUCCAACGCUGACCCAAACAGGCUGCCUAGUAGAAGCAUCCCUGAUGUCAGGGUUACCCAGUACUUCACCAGAGAUGAGCACGAUCAAAUUCGGACUUCACCCUCUACAGCAGGAAAUGUUAACACGUCAGGUGUUGCUGAAAUCUCUUACGCUAACUACAACAAAAGGUCAAGUGUGGCUACAACUGCUGUCGUCGUCAGUCAGUCCAGUACACCAAGCUUCUCUACCACGUCAGAGAGUUUUGCUCAGCCAACGUCCUUCAAUAAAACAGUUACUUCUGCGACGUCUACCUCUGUAGAUAGAAGUACGGGAUACAUUCCCACAAAACCAUCAGAUCCUGCAAUGACAGUCGGAAAAGGACAGUACAGUUCUCAGUAUGAUGAUGUUUCCAAAAAUAGGAGAUUCAGUGUCGAUGCAUAUUCUUCGACUCCCGAUGUUCCACACGCCUCUACGCAACCCGGGGCAUUUUACAAAGGUUCCAGCCCAGAAGGUCCUCAUUCCCCAGUUUCUUCACCGUAUCACAGCACUGCUCAUUCAGAGAUUGGAACGCAGAGGUCGGUAUCCCAAACCAGUGCAGCAGCGGGUAGUAUGCCGAGUAAUAGAUCGACUGCAGAAUUUUCAACACAGACUUCCACCCCCAGAGAUCUCUCGCCGACCAGGGUAACGAUGGCUUCCUCGCCGUCCUCAAUCACGGCUCAAGGUACUCAAACAUCGGUGAGGUCAGCCCGCCUGACUCGCCAGAUAUCAUCUCCAGAAUCUGCGUUCAUGGUGAUUACUUUGGCAUCGGAUGUCGCAACCUCGACUCAGCCUUUGACUGUCAGUUCUUCCACAUCACCAAUCUCCUCGCCAACUCGGUUGAAUCGACAACAGACGCUGCACGGUUGGGCUCAAACAGUCGUUACUUCAUCACAGCAACAAAUGCAGCAGCAACUGGUGUAUACUGUGACUUCAAUGCAGAUUGAUAGGGCGUCGAUGACCAAUUCUAUGAUUCAACCGGCAACUAGAGUUCAGAUUGCUGCAACGGUCGUCACAACUACCACUGUGGUUAGUCGAGGAGCUCUUCCUGUUGAAAGCAGAAUGUCAUUAUCUUACCAGAACUCAAUUGUAAGCUCAGCUCAAGGCCCAAAGGCAGGUAGUUCUGUUGUAGAUCUUCGAACAGCCUCUAAACCAACUCCUGUCAUCAUAACGGAUCACGGCAUGGAUUUAACAUCCCUGGCUUCAGAGAGUAGAAGGUACUCGCUUGAUGCAGAUCAGAUUCCGAGUCGUCAAAUGAGCGCAGUGCAGCCGUUAAUCAUGAAUCUGAACGUGCAGGAACACCCCAAUGUUGUCGUCCCCACGCCUGUGGGUAUAACAACAGCAUCAACCAUAGCAAAGGUACCAAUGAUCUACGGAGACCCAUUCCAGAGUCGUGUGGACUUUGGACAUGGGACAGGACCGGCAAUCUGUCUCACACAAACCAAACCUGAAUCUGCACCUCAACCACCAACUAUAACCGAGAGUGGAACCAACACUGAUAUUGCUGCAUUCAUAUCCAAACCAGAUUUAAGUUGUCACACACAGCCUUGCUUUGCUCGGUUUAACCUAGCUAAUCAAACACCUCCCGUGCGUAAGGUAGACAUUAUGGUGGGUCAGAGUAACCUCAGUAAUGCUAUUGUUGUCAAUACCUUUCCUCAGUCAGUACCCCAAGACAGCAGCCUUGUUGCCUCGCAAGUACACGGCGAUUUAUCAGUAGAAUCCAAGCCGUCCGUGCCUCCUCCAAUUCUGACUGGAGUGAAAGCACAUCACACGAUGGUGCAGCUGGACAAUGUAACCGCAGGCACAGUCACAAAGCUGGUGAAACAAGAUCUUCCUCCUUCAAAUGCCUUGGAUUUGACUGGAGCAAAAUCAGAAAGGGCUGCUUGUUGUGAUGUUGUGUAUAAGUUUCCUUUUGCUGGCAGUUGCACAGGGUCAUAUAAUCCAGGUUCUCAGGUCCCUGAUAAAACAAUGACUGAGCUACAGCAGAUUGAAAGGAAUAAUGCUCAGGAGUACUAUGACAACAAAGCACAUGAACCUAUUGACAGUUACCAGUAUAAAGAACCUAUGGCCAGUUACAGGGAAGGUCAAAGUUUGUAUGAUGAACGCAAAGCCUUCUCUCACGUAUUUUCUGGACGACUGCAUUCAUCUCUGUCGGACACUAACCUAGUAGAAGCUGGUAUGAAUUAUAAUCUCAUGAAGAACGAUCCUUUCUAUCAUCCUCCUGGAGGAGACAUGGCUGUAGACUUGUCUACAAUGAAGCAUUCCUACAGCUUGUCCUUUGGCGAGGGAAGGGACUGGGGACUCGGAAUGCAGUAUGGAUCCUUCACUGAUCUCAGACAAGCAUCAGAUGUCAUGAGCCAACCCACACCAAUAAGGAGGUACAGUUCAAUGUCCAAUAUCCACUCCGAUUAUAGAUAUUCAAUGAGAGAUGAUCUAUCGAGCUUCCAGGAGGCUAGUUUGGCCCAUUACAGUGCGACCACAGCUCGGGAGAUUAGCAGAAUGUGUGCAGCUCUGAAUUCCAUGGAUCAUUACGGGAACCGGUACACAAACCGUUCGGACGCAUUGCCGUACGGCUCGGCUGGACCCAAUCCGCACUGCGGCGGACUUUCAGGUAACCACACGACGUCAAACCAGCAAGGCUUGGCUUCGGUGAAACCCGACCUAAUGUUUAAUCCGAACUUCCCCGACCCCCGACGUCGCUUGGCGGCUCAGGGUCUUGGCACCGUGCCGCACGUGGUGCGCGUGGGAGCCAUUCGCCGCAUAUAUCCUCAAGCCACUCCCGUAAGAGCCCCAGACGGCAUGAUUUACUCCACUAUCAGUACUCCCAUAGCUUCCACUCUCCCGAUCACCACCCAGCCGGCUUCCAUCUUACGUCCUAUGCUGAGGGGUGUCUACAGACCCUACAUGCCGGGUAACGUCACUCCCGUGCCACUGUCGAGCUUGACCAGAGUUCCUCUCGUUACCCCGAGAAUGCCGGUUACAGGUCAAGGUCUCUACCGAUUCCCCCCUACCGGCCAGUUCACCACCCCGACCUCCGUAGGGGAGUCUCCCGUGUAUCUAGGAAAGCCUGCAAUAAGCAUUCCUGGUACAGCUGGCCUGAGUAACGCCGGCACUGGAGGGAUCAAUGCAAUCCCGGCGGUGCAGAGGCAAGAACAAAGUGGGGUUCUGCAUCAAAACGCCAUGGCUCAGAAAUACGCCGCAGAGGGCGGUCAGGCGAAGGCGCAGCAGCAUGUCGGCAUCCUGCAGCAGCAUCAACAACAACUGCAGCAGCAGCAACAUCAUCACCAACAACUGCAGCAGCAACAACAACAACAACUGCAGCAGCAACAACAACAUCAACAGCAACUGCAGCAGCAACAACAACAUCAACAGCAACUGCAGCAACAACAUCAACAACAACUGCAGCAGCAACAACAACAUCAACAGCAGCAACUGCAGCAGCAUCUGCAGCCGCCACAGAUUCCGCAGCAGCCCCAGCAGCAGCAGCAGCAGCCGCAGCAACCACCACAGAUGCAGCAACAGCAACCACCACACGUGCAAAAUCCGCAGCCGCCGCAAAUGCAGCAGCAGCAGCAACCAUCGCAAUUGCAGCACCCACAGCCACCGCAAUUGCAGCAGCAGCAACCACCACAAAUGCAGCAGCCACAGCAAUUGCAACAGCAGCCGCCACACAUGCAGCAGCCACAGCAAUUGCAACAACAGCAGCAGCAGCAGCAGCAGCAACCCCCACAAAUGCAGCAACAACCACCGCAAUUGCAGCAACAACCAUCGCAACUGCAGCAGCAGCAGCAGCUACAAUACCAGCAACAACUGCAGCAGCAACUGCAGCAACUGCAACAGCAGCAACAGCAACUCCAGCAGCAGCAACAGUUGCAGCAACAGCAGCAGCAAGAAGCCCAAGCCGGUGGGUUCGAGAGGGCCGGCGCUGGUCGAAUCAGCGCGGCGGGCAGCAGCAAGCAAGAGGAGAAAGAGGAAGAGCGUCAGCAGAAGCAGCAGCACGAGCACAGCCUGCUCGUCGAGCGGGAGCGGGUGGAGCUCGAGAAACUGAGGCAUCAGCGGCUCCAGGAAGAGCUGGAGCGGCAGCGCUUGGAACUGCAGCGGCACCGGGAGAACGAGCAAAUCCUGGUGCAGCGUGAACUCCAGGAGCUGCAGACCAUCAAGCACCAGGUAAUGCACCAGCAGCAAGAGGAGAGGCAGGCCCAGCUCGCCCUGCAGCGAGAGCAGUUGGCGCAGCAGCGCCUGCAGCUGGAACAGAUUCAGCACCUCCAGCAGCAGCUGCACCAGCAGCUCGAGGAGCAGAAAGUCCGCAACAACGUAAUGGCGGCCUGCGACCCGCCGCCGCAAGGCAGAAUCACGCCGCAGACCAUGUCGGAAAUGGCCAUCGAAAUGCAGAGGACCAUGGCUCAAAACGGCCAGUACUGGCCCGUAAGCCAACCGCCGUACGCCGAAGCCCCCCCCGCCCCCCCGAGCGUUCAAGAGCAACCGGCGUUGCAUUUGUCCCCGCGGCACAGAGCCCCCGCCGCAGACUCGCCGCAGCGUCCACUCCCCGGCUCUGCCUCCGAGACGUCGCUCCGGAACGAGGAGCACCCGGAACUCAGGGGCAUCAGGAAGAGGAACUCGAUGCCCAGACUCCGCGACGCUUACGAGGAGGAGGAGGACGGUGCGAAGCGAGGCCAGUACGUGGUGAAGAAGAUCGCCGACAGCUGCGUGCAGACCGACGACGAGGACGGCGAAGAAUGCUACUACGUGGCCCGUCGCAGGAGAACCAAGCGAAGCGUGGACUGCAGCGUCCAAACCGACGACGAGGACAACGGGGAGUGGGAGCAGCCCGUCCGGAGGCGACGCUCCAGGUUCUCCAAGCAUUCGGAUUCCAGCACCGAGCACAAGCGCGAGCCGCUGAAGGCGACUUCCAGCAUUGCCAUCCAGACAACCAGCGAUUGCUCUGUACAGACAGAACCGUAUCAGCUGGGCUCAAUAUCUCCAGCCAUUCACAUCACGCCCGACCCAAGGGUGGAGAUUAUCAGGUACAUAUCAGCUCCUGAGAAGACCCAGAAGGGAGAGAGUCUCGCUUGCCAGACCGAGCCCGAAAUGCAAUCGCAAGGAAUUGUUGUCCCUCAGCUUUCUGUUCCGACUCCUGUUAAUCCUUACUCGACUAACAUACAGAUAGUGACGUCUGGUCCCCUGGAUCAAGCCACCGCCAGACAGCAGGGAAUUAUGGUUGUCCCCAAGUUUGAGAAAAAGAAACCGGAUCCUUUGGAAAUCGGCUAUCAGUCUCACCUUCCACCCGAGCCCCUGCCUCAAAUGACCCGUCAGCCUCCGAAAUCGCCGCAGGUCCUGUACUCUCCUGUCUCGCCCCUCUCCCCACACCGGCUCCUGGAGUCGUCUUUCACCUCCUACGAGAAGCUGAACAAGGCCCACGUGACUCCGCAGAAACACUUCACCACAGAGUCACCCAAACGACAGCAGACUCUGCCGCGGCCCAUCAAGGUGAUGCAACGCUCCAUGUCCGACCCCAAGCCCAUCAGCCCAACCUCGGAGGACGCCGGGAAGCAGAGGUUCUUCAUUCAUCAGCAGCAAGGACAGCAUGGUAGUCAGAUUGGAAAUUUACAGCAGAAUAUUAUGAAGAAAGUGAAGAGAACUCUGCCUAGUCCACCACCUGACGAUAUCCAUGGUUCUUUACCCCCUCAUCCUCAAUUGUUCGGCACCUCCCUACCUCGCAAGCGAGGUGCUUUACCUGAUCAGUUGACCCGAGAUAAACUCCUCAAGGACAUUAGUCACGAACUCGAGAAGGUAGAGCAGGAAUCAAACAAACUGCAAAAGAAACAGGCAGAGCUUGACGAGGAGGAGAAAGAAAUUGAUGCGAAACUCCGUUACAUAGAGCGAGGAAUCAAUCGCAGAAAAGAAACUUUGGGAAAAGACCCAGAUAAACGAGAAGUGGGUUACGUACGGUACAUGGGAGAAGACAGGGACUACAUGUCAGAUAGCGAAGUUAAUAACAUCCGAAUGGCCCAAUAUGACAGCAACAAUCUUCUUGCCAGGCCACGUACCGCCCCGAUUAAUCAGUAUUGUGAAUAUUCAGCCCCACAGUAUCCCACCACAUCGUCAUACACCUCAUUCCAGUACCCUCCGUCCCAAACCACUCCUCAGGUCCCAACUAACUACCAACAUGGAGCAGGUUAUCAGUCAACUCACUACCAGGUUCCCAACACUUACCAGGCGCAGAACAACUUUCAGAUGCAUCCCAACUUUCAUCCCCAAAAUGCUUAUCAGCCGCACGGAUUCACCCAGAGUACAAACUACCAGACUGACAACAGUUUACAGAACCCAGCUGGAUUUCCACCUCCUAACCAGUACCAAGCACCUACCGCCUAUCCGAAUCAGACCAACUUUCCGAAUCAGACUAACUUUCCGAAUCAGCCCAACUUUCCGAAUCAGCCCAACUUUCCGAAUCAGGCCCCCUAUCAGCCUCUGUCUAACGCUCAGUACCAACAACCGGCAGAUGUUCUGAAGGUGCACCAGAAACCAAGACAGACAUCACUAGCAGACCUUGAACAAAAGAUUCCCACCAAUUACGAAGUGAUUGGUAACCCGGCUGUAAUCAUUUCUCCAACUCCAGCUGAGAUGACUUACACGACCACAGCGAGCAGUAACUAUGACCAAUACAAGAACACAGAGAUGAGAGUGACUGAGAGCGUGAGUACAGUGGAGAGCCCUUCGACUAGUUAUUCAUCCGAAUCUCUGUACACAAACUUGGAGCACAGUGUUGCCCGCAAUUAUGUUAUGAUCGAUGAUAUCAGUGAACUGACCAAAGAGAAUUCCUCUGCCACAGAAAGCCAGAAGGCAGAACAACCCACUCAGCCCAGUAAUGGAAGAUAUGCAAAGGACAAGAAUGACUUGACGGAAAGCGCUAACUCCAGUAGAGUUCACACAUAUAGCAAGGUUGAAGAUGAAUCCGAGGAAGAGAUGUAUGACCAGCAGGGAUCAGACUAUCGAGGGAAAAAUGGUUACCAAAGGAAUUCGGAUAGCCAUGGAAGAGCAGCGAGUAGCUCAAGUGGAUCCUCAUACUAUUAUGCAGACACCAAUCCCAAAUAUUCCUCUCGCACAGAGAAGCACACUUCUUCCCCUGUUAUGCAAAAGCACUCGUCCAAACAAAUGGCUCCUGCCGUUGUGUCCUCCAAGCGCAGCAAACACCGAAAGCAAAACGUUGAACAGAAAAUCUCCAAGUUCUCGCCGAUCGAGGAAGCCAGAGAUGUGGAGUCCGACCUCGCCUCUUACACUGUUACGACCUCCGUUUCGGGUAACAACGUCAUCCUAAGGGCAAAGAAGCUUCAGGAUGAGAUAACGUACGGUCUGAAGAAGAAUAUUUAUGACCAACAGAGAUAUUCUGGUCACGGUAGUAGAGGCAUGGUGGAAGAUUCUGAUAGAACGUACAAUAACGGGGGCAGAUCAAGAUCGUCCUCCAUGUACGGAAUGGAACGAUCGGGCAAGGAUCCAGCCAGUCCAAGAAGUAAAUCGUAUGAAAGAGACGCCACAGAUAGAUCCCAGAGGGGUUCUAAGCCAUCAGCCGGUCAAAGUCGUGGUCGUGCUCCAGUGAGGACCCAAGGAUCCGAAGAGGAAAGCCCGUUGAGCCCCAUGGGGAAGCCAGUGGGUGCGGCACGGGGAUCGGGAGGAGCCCUCCCAUCAAGUGCCAUAGACAGCAGAUCCCAGUACGGCUCGAGCCACUCACUGCCCGACGUCCAGGAUGCCAAAGAGGUAUCUCACAGCUACGCCUACGAAGAGGAGGACGAUUAUAUUGUGGAUGAUCUGCACUGCGCUGUAUCCGACAGCGAAGCCUAUCAUCUAGGCCAGGAGGAGACAGACUGGUUUGAGAAGCCAAAGGAAUCGAGGUCGGAGCGUUCCAGGCAUUACAGUAGCCAGUCUUCGUCGCGGAAAAGUAGUCACAGGACCCACCCGCGCCGUGACUACGAUGAGCCACCGGACGACUCUUGGCAGCCGGCUGACCGCUCGCAGUCCCGCUACUCCACCAGGGAGCAACAGAAGCAGUCCGCGUAUCAGUACGGAGAAGCCCCCAGGCAUCCCUCGCGGCACCAAGCCGAGGAGCCUUCACGCAAGUCGUCGAGGCAACACCCGAAAGACCAGUCCCGCCCGGAGUCCCGGCAGUAUUCCCAACAGCCUCCGCAGAGGAGAAGCCAACCCCCGGAGCAGAGAGCCAUCCGAGAGCCUUACCCGAGCUCCUCGGAGUGGACCCAGCCCCGGGCCGCGGCCAGCCAUUAUCAGGACACGGAGCAACAGCAGCGGUCACAGAGGCACGCUCAGCAGCAACCACCACAACAACAACAACAGCCACCAACGGCCAGAAAACACUCCGAACAUCCGUCUCCUCAGCAGCCAGCGAGGUCCCAGCAGGAACAGCGAGCGGCCCGGCCAAGUCAAGCACAACAGCAGCAGCAGCAGCAGCAACGGUACCCACCGUCCCAGCAACAGGCUCGGCAUCUGCCUCCAGAGCAGCCACCAGCCCAGCAGCCACCCCAGGCCCAGCAACAACCGCGGCAACCACAGCGGCAACAGCAACAACAGCCUCCGCAGCAAGGAGCCCGGCAACCAGCGUCUCAGCCCCAGGCACGCCAGCAACCGACCAAACCCACCACCGCCACGCAGGCAAAGCCAGGGCAGGUAACUGCUCAGUCACCAGCUGAAAAGACCGGACCGGCGAUCGCUCAGACACCCAUUCCAAAGCCAGACCAGACGGUUUCUCAGACACCCAUUGCAAAACCAGGCCAGACAGCUCCUCAAACCACCGCUGCAAAGCCUGGUCAGCCAACACCUGCUCCUCAGACACUCGCUGCUAAGCCAGGCCAACCAACUGCACGGACAACCGCGGCAGCAAAGCCUCCAGUAAAACAACCGGCCACCCCACAGCCGGCUGCCAAUCUAGCAGGUUCAAAGCCAGCAGCGGAAAAGGAGGGAGAGAUUGGGGCCUUUGUUUCCAAGAUGUUGCCCGGUGGAGCUGCUGAACAGGCUGGCAAACUGACUGAAGGCAUUGCUUCCUUUGGCCGUAAAUUAACUUCGUUUUGGUGAUCGUGCUGGAAGGAACGUUGGUACAGGAAUUGACGAGACGUGAGAUAUACUGAAAAAACCUAUGAAGAAUCAGAAAACAUUUUAACAAGAAGCAUGAGAGCAUGGGACUCUGUGUAUACUCGGAUUCUCUGGUUUAUCCCCAACAGAAAUCGUAAGGCAAAGUUUGUCGAUGUCUGUCUAUGCAAAGUAAGUAGGAAAAUGCAUCCGAUAGAGAAUGCUGUACGUUGACACAACGGCUGACGAGGCGAUCGUUUGAUCGGAGAUUUACACGGCAUUCCAGAACAUAUAACGCCUUCAGUUUGGUUCUCAGGAUACAUUUAACAAUCGGUAGAUGAAGAAAUUUGGAUGCCAAUCUUUCUCCCAAGUCUGAGUGCUACGCUGGUUUAAUGGAAUACUAAAAGUGAAAGCAUUGAGAACCUCCAGCUAUUGGCUAUCCUUCUGGACAACAUCAAAUUGGAAGGCGAACGGUUUGAGGAUAGCUUCUGCCUGAAGGUAAACAAUCAGAAUGAUUCGGUCUCCAAAAAAAGAUGUUUGCAACAUUUGGAAUUCCUUCUGCCUGGGUUUCUGUGCAAGACCCCAUGGACCCUGAAAGGGGAAGACUUGGAGUGAGUACAGAGUCCAAUUUCUCUCGUUCAAGUUUUCCAUCUUCAUAGGUUUUUUCUGUAUUCGCUGUCCAGGAUUUCCUGGGGUGAAGAACUGAACUACUUCUUUUAGGGCUGGGAGCUUAAAUGCUCCAUAUUUCCCAAGCAUUCCACCAUCUCGUGUUGAGUUUGCAGCUGAUAUUCUUUGGUUAUACGGGACGAACGCAACCCUGUGUGCAGAGCGCUGCAGGACCCAAAGUGAUGGAGAGUAAGAUUGCAGUACUCAGCCUCUUAACCAGGACCUAGCACUGUUUAACGAUUAAAAAAAAAAAAAUUUAUCACAAAGUACCAAUAAGUGUUGAAACCGGCCACGGGAUUGGUGAUAUCUGCUCGUAGGACUGGCUUGGUGGCCAAGAUAUACCACGCCACGCAGCCAUUAAUCAGUCGUCCUCCCAGUCCUUUUUCAUUUGCAGUGAAGUGUGUAUUCCAUAUAUACAGUACAAUGUUUUCCCCCUCAACGUGCUUGCCUGUUUAUGUUUUUCUGGACGCUGUCUCUAAACCGCCUUAAUCAUUUCCAAUUUUCAAUUG
Callorhinchus milii (elephant shark) is the source of this 14928-nucleotide messenger RNA. Its product is annotated as protein bassoon. The record is from RefSeq and is a predicted model, not a curated record. The transcript has 15 exons. Gene Ontology annotation, biological process: presynaptic active zone assembly; protein localization to synapse. The coding region runs from base 104 to 13759 and encodes 4551 amino acids. Gene Ontology annotation, molecular function: structural constituent of presynaptic active zone; metal ion binding. NCBI's taxonomy places the organism in Eukaryota, Metazoa, Chordata, Chondrichthyes, Chimaeriformes, Callorhinchidae. Gene Ontology annotation, cellular component: axon; GABA-ergic synapse; cytoskeleton of presynaptic active zone.